AUGAAAGCAAAAACUUCAGCAGAAAGUAAUAACAACUCUCUUCCUGGUCGACGGAAACCAAAACAUCAGGGAAGGUUCAAGAAACGUCUGUCCACUAUCCUACACACCCAUGUAGCGCUGAUUGUCCUGUGUACACUGGCAGUGAUGGAUGCAGGAUGUGUCAUCGGCCAAAUUAUCAGCGAUAUCCUUAUCAUGAAAGAUGAACUUCAGGAGAAGCAACAGAUGGAAGUUUAUACCAAGUCUGUCCUCUUAGACUUGUUUCCAGUUCGUCUAAAUAAGACGAGUUGGGAUAAAAAGCCUUUGUCAGACAUCCUAGUUAUACUGAGGGAGUGUUUCGAUGAUGUCAAAGCGACGGACAUCCAGGAGAAGAGAAUAGCGUUGGAGAAGUUACUCUCCAACACCACGCCUCACUCCUGGCACCACUUGGAGCAUGUCAAAGGGCGACAUAAGCGGGCAGCAGGUGGAAACCACCAACAUUCAUUCCAGGACAAAAAUAAAUAUAUCCAGCACCACAUCCUUCAUGAGCUUACCCAUGCUUUCCAUCUCGGCAGCAUGGUCAUUCUCACCAUUUUACUCAUUGAGACAUUUUUCAAAGUAUUUGCAAUGGGAAAGAAAUUCCUGUCACAUAAAGUGGAGGUGUUUGACGCAUUUGUUAUAACUGUUUCGUGGACACUAGAUGUGAUAUUUUGGGAAGGUUUAUGGGCACAUCCUGAGACGGAGGCUGCUCAUAUCAUGAUCUUCAUUCUCCCCUGGAGAGUUAUAAGGAUUGUUAACAGUUUCGUUAUGGUCAUCCAGGAAAAAGAUCAUUUACAACUGAAGAUUGUUAAACAGCAAUACAGGGGAUCGGUUAAAAGGGCAAGCGAUAUGAAAAUGAAGGUGGAGUUAUAUAGGAUCGAAUUGAGACAGCUUCAAAGCCUGUGUAGAAGACGAGGGGCCACAGAUCGUGAAAUCCAACAGUGUGCGCCUGAAGGUAAGAGGAGAAGGAGCAGUUUAUUGCCUGUACUAACAAGAUUGGCUUCAGUCGGGCUGUUGGGAUCGGUCAGUAGUUCAACAGAUUUAACGAAAGACGCUGCCUCCAAUGAUACGUCCGACGAGGAGGAUUCCGCCGUUGAUCUGUCCAGUCGUCCAAAUAGCAACUACAGUAAUUUCAGUAGCAGUGAUUGUUUAAGUCUUGGAAGAACAAUUUCAACCGCUAGCAGUAUUUCAGCUGUUGCCUAUCCCAAUACUCCUGUUAGCACGGAAAACUUAGUGAAAGAUAACCCUGUUUUUGCGUCAGAUGAAGAAUCCUCCAAUUACAAGGAGGUGACGGAGACAAAAACCAAUGAAGAGAGCUUUUUCACGAAGCUUUGA
Ylistrum balloti is the source of this 1350-nucleotide messenger RNA. RefSeq lists its product as uncharacterized. Lineage: Eukaryota; Metazoa; Mollusca; Bivalvia; Pectinida; Pectinidae. Bases 1 to 1350 code for a protein of 449 amino acids. The transcript is spliced from 9 exons. The record is from RefSeq and is a predicted model, not a curated record. Gene Ontology annotation, cellular component: plasma membrane. Gene Ontology annotation, molecular function: voltage-gated proton channel activity. Gene Ontology annotation, biological process: proton transmembrane transport.